GUAGAUUGGAAACUUUACUUUUGCAGCAAAUUAAUGUAACAUAAUGUUACCAUUAAUUAUUCUUUCGGUUAUUAUAAAUAAAAUUUUAUAACGAAAAUUUUGUAAGAAGCGUCUACUUUUAAAGAGAAUAUUUUUGUCAUGAUUAAUAAUACCAAUCAUUUACAACAUACAUGUAAUUAUUGAAUCAUCACUAUUGCUUAUUUACAGAAGCAGCCUAACAUCGUGAUUAUGUACCGAAAUCAUUGAUUUACAUGUUUUUUGGCGCUAUUUCAUAGUAAAGUGCAAGAUGCAUACAUUCGUUUCGUUUUAUUUUUUACACAUCCUUCCUUAUCAACGUAAUCACAAUUAAAAUAAUAGCGUCUUAAUUAAGAAAAAUGAAGACCAAAAAACAAUGGAAAUUGAAGAUAAAUCUUAUCUUUCAUUUCCACCCCCGCAGACAAUUCAAAGACGGAAGUUUCAAUCUCAUAUCUAUCUAUUAGGAUGCGCACAUCCAGUUUGAAUUAUGUCGUUUAGAGUACAGUUUAUAAAAUGCAUGGUGUGUGUCAUUUUGUAUAUUAUCGUUUGUUUUAUUUGGUUGAGGAUGAAACACCGUUCUGAUUUUGUGGUACGAUCCGAUUUACCUCUUUUUGUUAAUCAAUCGAAGGAAAAGUACAUAAUCGUACAACAAACGAUUACGAAAGCAAUCAACAGUUCAGAACGUAAUGAAAUAAUUAGUGACCCGAUUAAUUCACAGGAAAGCAUAUCCUUAUUGCAUCAAAUUUCAAAAAUAUGUGAUAAAUACAAUUUAAAAACUCCAUUGACAAGAAGACAUUUUUUAUAUGACUCUGAACGAAAAUCUGUGUAUUGUUGGAUUCGUAAGAUCGCUUCAACAACUUUUACAAAAUUAUUUUCAGACAUGAAAAAUCGUCAAGUUACACAUGAUUAUUACAGAGAAGUCGAUUUUUUGGCGCCGAAAACUCAAAAAGAACUGCAUCACAUUGUAAAUGAUAAGAACACAUUCAAACUUUUAAUUGUACGACAUCCUUUUCAACGACUUGUGUCAUCAUAUAGAGAUCGUAUAGAAGACAAUUCAAAGUAUACAGCACAAGCUUGGAUUUAUGCUAAAAAGAUUUUUUACCUUACAAGACCUCAUCUUUUUCGUUCCAAUAUAUCCACUGGUGAUUUUCAAGAAAGAGUAUUUACGCACGAUAAAAGAUUAAAACUAAUACCAACUUUUAAAGAAUUCGCGCUGUGGCUCCUUCAAAGUUCAGAACAAGAUGAUGUUCAUUGGGAUCACUAUUAUACACAUUGCAGUGUGUGUAACAUACGAUACAAUUAUAUUUUGAAAUUGGACAAUUAUACAUACGGACAGAUAAAUUAUGUUUUUUCAAGAUUAGGACUAAACUACAAGAACACAUAUUUACCGAGAUUGGAAAAAACUCGAGGAGGCUAUACUAAUUUUGAUACCACGUGUAAAUAUUUCCGGAAUUUAUCACAGGAUAUUAUUUUUAAAUUGUACGAAAGAUAUAAAAUCGAUUUUGAAAUGUACAAUUAUGAUUUGAACCGAUACAUAUUUUGUACAAAUAAAAAGAAUUAAUUGUUAUGUUGAUCCAGUUGUGAGUAAGGAUAGAUUAUAGUACCAAAAAGUAUUUAUUUCUUUUUAUAUAAAAAUGUAUGGUACACUCAUGAAAUGAUAUACUAGAAACAUAAAAUUACGCAUUUUCAUAAAUACUCAUAAGGAAUACAAUCAAAAUAGUCGUAUUAA
Molecule: messenger RNA, 1744 nt
Organism: Megalopta genalis
Lineage: Eukaryota; Metazoa; Arthropoda; Insecta; Hymenoptera; Halictidae
Product: carbohydrate sulfotransferase 11
Biological process (GO): carbohydrate biosynthetic process
Cellular component (GO): membrane
Molecular function (GO): sulfotransferase activity
Source: RefSeq, a predicted model, not a curated record